Messenger RNA from Caenorhabditis bovis, 501 nucleotides. NCBI's taxonomy places the organism in Eukaryota, Metazoa, Nematoda, Chromadorea, Rhabditida, Rhabditidae. The record is from the annotation of a GenBank genome assembly.
AUGGGAGCCGCUGCGUCUGGUGUUAGCACUCAAAUGCAAGCCGAGCAUGAUCCAAAUGCUGCGUUUCCAUGGUGGGUUCGUUUCUUGGCGAAAGGAGUCGCGAUUCUUGGAGGCUUCCUCUCAUUGUUCUUUGGUGUAUUGGGCCUUUUGACCUUUACAGCAACAUGUAUGCUUGCAAUUCUCCUUCAAAUGGCAUCCGGAGCAUUGGUCAUCGCAUUGGAAGCGCCAUUCUGUUGCCAAUUCGUCGAUUUCAUCGAGAAAUUGGCGAGAUUCAGCGAGUCGCGACAGCUUUGGCAUAAGGCGGCCAUCUAUGGAAUAAUGGGAAUUAUUCCGAUUAUUCUUUGCUUGGAACUCAACACCAUUCUUGGAAGUGGAACCAUCUUCGCAUCGGGAGUCAUUUAUGGAUUCAUGGCGCUUGGAAAGAAGGCUGAUCGCAACAACAUGAUGGCCGCUGGAGAUCCAGCCUGGAGCCCACAAGUCAACCAAUCCAACAUUCCAUAA